Messenger RNA from Humulus lupulus (European hop), 1032 nucleotides. RefSeq lists its product as uncharacterized. Bases 1 to 1032 code for a protein of 343 amino acids. The record is from RefSeq and is a predicted model, not a curated record. Lineage: Eukaryota; Viridiplantae; Streptophyta; Magnoliopsida; Rosales; Cannabaceae. The transcript has a single exon.
AUGACUGAUCUUUAUCGAAUUGAACAAGGGGAGAAUGAACAUCCAAAGGCAUACUUACAGCGUUUCAUUGACCUCGUGCAUCAAAUCCACGACGUCGACCCACUCACCGCAGCAAAUCUCUUCGUCAAAAGCUUGCAGGUGGGGUCACUCUUGCAUGAGAAUCUCACUAUGACACCACCAUACGACAUGGCAGACGUGCAGACCCGAGCCGAGGGCGUCUUCAGGGUAUUAGAAUUUCGAGAGCGCGCACAGAAGAAGACUGCACUCAUCUCUGCUCCCCCAGCGAAUAAUCCUCCACCACCUGCCAGGGAUGACAAGAGGAAGCGAAACCAAACAGAUCAUAUGAAGGAAGGAAAAAGGCCAAGACAGGAUCGACAGCCAUCGCGGUACCCAUCCUUCGAAUACACCAUCCCUCAAGAAGUCAUUUAUGAAGAAAAUAAAGAUAGGCCUAUCUGGAGAGAGCCCUACAAAAUUAACACUCCAUCUGACAGAAGGGAUAAAAGCAGAUACUGUCUCUUCCACAAAGAUCACGGUCAUACGAUCGCUGAAUGCCACAAUCUGAACAAUCAGAUCCAAGCCCUCAUGAGGAGUGGGCGGCUUACCCAAUACAUCAAGGAGACAGGCAGACCAGGCGCCUCGCGGCAGAACACAGCUUCUGCCCCCACUCCGCAGGCGUCAGACCCCGUGCGCACAGCCUCUGACAGCACCCUGGAACCUCUUAAACAAGUCCCUAUGAUCCACGGGAUCGUAGAACCCACCGAUAAUCAAGAGCACGCAACUAAAAUCCAUAAGAGGAUGGAAGAACGAGUGAAGCGGUACAAAUCGUUAGGCCACGUGGUCAAUCUCGUCACUUCAGAAGAAAGAAGCUACACAGCCUCUGCUAUCACCUUCACUGACGAAGACCUGAAGGGCAUCCACCUGCCUCAUGACGAUCCACUCGUCAUUUCCUUACAAGUUGACCACUGCCAGCUGGGCAGAGUUCUGAUCGAUGGGGGCAGUGGGGUCGACAUCCUCUUCUGGGAAGCCUUCUAG